UGGGCCUGGGCUGCACUCACUUGGUCACCCGGCCCCGUUCGGGCUCCACGCUGCACUCCCACUAAAAAAACCUCAAGUCGCACAGCAGCCAGAGCGGCGGCCGGCGGGGUACCCACCGGCGCGGCGCGGACGGCCAAUCGACCAUUCGACCCCUGCUGCCGGCGCGAUCUCUCCGGUACCCACCUCUUCCUUCUCCCCUCAUAUCCCGGCCUACUCUUCUGCUCGCUCACUGGAGCUUUCUUCGCUCCUUCCGCCGUGUCCGCUGGCCUUGCAGGAAUGAUGGUAGCAUACAAGAAACCACACCCGCAGCCACAGUCGUCGUGGUCAGACCUCCCGCUGGACAUAGUAGGCCUUGUUCUCAGCCUGCUCCCCGAGUACGCCGACCGUGCCGUCUUUGCUGCGGUGUGCCCGCACUGGCGUGCGGCCGCGAGGCAGCAGCUCGUGCCCCCGCCACUGCCUCUUCUCGCGCUCCCAGACGGCACCUUCUACAGCAUCUUGUACCCUAGGCUCUAUUCCUUCCCUGGUUGCGGCUUUGCAGGGUACGAGAGUGUCUGUGGCAGCUGGCUCGUCUUCCCACGUGACGACGGGUGCUUCCUGGUCAAUCCAUUCUCCAGGGCCACCGUCACGCUCCCUGCUCUCUCCUGCGUCCGACUCCGUCCUCCAAAUGCAGUCGCUAAGUGGUCACUCGAGGAUGGGUCAAAAGUUGCCGACCCUUACAUCACAUGGAUGCAUAUCAAUACAUCGGAAAAGCUGCACAUAAGUAAGCUAAUCCCGUGCUCGCCAAACCUUGUUGCUGCACUGGUUGGCAUUGGACACACCAGCCAGAUUCUACUGUGCCAGCCAGGGGCCUCGUCGUGGUCAGUGCGUGCUUACGAUCAGUGUAAGGGGUUUGAAGACAUGGCGUUCUACCAGGGCAAGCUCUACGCCAUUGCCAAUGACGAGAACCUCCUUGUGGUGAACAUCAGCCAGGACCAUAGCACCGGCGAUCCACAGGUUUCUCGGAUUGGACAAAUCAUCAAGGGUGAGCCAUGGUAUCCAGUUGUGUUGGAAGACAACACUAUGCCCUGCAAGAAGCUCUACCUGGUUGAAUCGCAUGGGGCACUGCUGAUGGUACGAAGGGCAAUUUGGUGCCGGGUACCUGGACCUGGAGUGCCUGGUGAAGUUAUUGCUGGAGUGAGCAGGUUUGAGGUUUUCAAGGCCGACUUUGAGCAUUCAUGGUGGGUCAAGGUGUCGACCAUGGGGGAUGACCAAGUGCUGUUUCUAGGGCGAAGGUGCUCCAGGGCCAUGUCUGUGUCUCAGUACGGGCUGUCGGGUGAUUAUAUCUUCUUCUUGGAUGAUGAUGAGGAGAAUCGUACGGACUACUGCUACGACAAGGAGAACACUUCUUUCAGCGCCUAUGACAUGAGAUCCAGCAGUGUCCUUCCGGCAUGUCCCAGUAUUUUCUGGAAGUGUUGUGAUGAGAUGCGUCUGGCUGCAUGGCUCUUCCCUGAGGACCGAUGAGAAUGUGUCAUAAUGUUCUAUAUAUGCAAGCUGCUCCGAGGUUAUCUAGCCAUGCUAUAGAUGUUGUUGUUCCGGGGUUAUUCUCCAACUUUCUCAUAAGUUAUCUAUCUGACUGCGGUAGUAUAUGGUGGUUGGUAUAGUGUUCACUGGUUCCCCUACAAUCCGUGAAAUGCAUUAGUAGUAGAAAAUAGUAAUAUUGCUGCUGUCUAUCUGAGCUUUGUUACUCUGCUAAGUGCUGUUUGUUCAUCAGUGCUUGUCUGAAGUUGUUGUGGUGGUUACUACUAUGGUGGUUUUUGAUUACUAAAAUGGUUGUUGCUGUGCCUACGAAAGAUCUUAAAAUGCAUCACUGCUUAAUCUUUGACUGAGUGGUCUCUCUUUUUCUUUCUUUCUUUUUCUGCGAUGAAUUGGCAUGGCGUUCUUUUUUUUUUGGCUGACUACCUUGUAAUGCGCAUCUUGUGCUGCUCGUGAGGUCUGUUUGAUUUGAUUUGAGAUUCAGCUAGUCAGUGCUUCGGAAGUAUUUUAUCUGUGCAAUCGCAGUAAAUUUAUUGCUCCUCUUCACCGGUUGACGGCGAAAUAAAAUGGAAUUGCCACACCUGACAGCCACCUUUUCGUGCCGUUAUUUCAAAAGCACGAAGUUAAUUUGAAAGGCUACUUAUGAACCCAGUAAUGCUAAAAUGGAGCAGACAGGGGAGCAGUGCCAUUAGAAUGAGCUGUGGGUGUUGAUUUGCACUGCGCCAGGGAUCAUCUGGUGCAUGUCUCCUCUGCUUAAUUCAUACUCUUAGAUUUCUCUUUCUAUAUUUGUGUCCAGAAAACAAUAGUUUUGUAACUUUCGUUACUCCAGUGCACGCAUGCCAUAACCCUGCAGAACAAAUUAAACUUGGAACAUGAUCAGAUCAGCUAAGUGAUUGCCAGUGCCUAUCGGGUCAUGUUUUCAGAGAAGUAUGUGGACUCAUGUUAAAUAUUAAUGCACACCUGGACCUAGAUUUAUUAACAUGCCGGCAAAGUAGUCAACAAGGUGUUUCAGUUUUUCCAUAUAUUCCUAAAAGUACUUCAUCCCGAUCUUGAAAAACCGAAGAACUAGCUUCAUUGAUUGGUCCUUUUUUUUCUUUUCCUUUUUGCUCUCAUAUGUAUUGUUUCUUAAUUAUUAUUAAAAAAUUGAAUGAAACCUACCCGAUAUUGUGGGUUUAUGCCCUUGUGACACCAUCUAAAAUCUCAUCAAUUCCAGGCUUCGGGCUUGUAUCUGAUCAUUUGAUAUUGUUCUACUUAUUAAUAUCAUUUGUUCCCUCUGUAAAGAAAUAUAAGAGCGUUUAGAUAACUAAAGUAGUACAUUUUUAAAAAUAAUUAUGUUUGUUUAUCAAAUGCACUUUUUUUUGUGAGGAAAAGCAUGUUCGAAGAUUCCUUAACUUUUUGCAUACUAGUAAGUGUGCACGUGCAAUGCACGUCAACCCAUGCAAAAAAAAACUUAGUGGGAUAUUUAAGUGAUGAGUUCAUAGUUCAAAC
This is a messenger RNA of Triticum urartu, 3000 nucleotides long. Its product is annotated as F-box protein At2g26160-like. The record is from RefSeq and is a predicted model, not a curated record. NCBI's taxonomy places the organism in Eukaryota, Viridiplantae, Streptophyta, Magnoliopsida, Poales, Poaceae. Gene Ontology annotation, molecular function: protein binding.